Pyricularia pennisetigena is the source of this 1152-nucleotide messenger RNA. RefSeq lists its product as uncharacterized. The transcript is spliced from 2 exons. The record is from RefSeq and is a predicted model, not a curated record. Lineage: Eukaryota; Fungi; Ascomycota; Sordariomycetes; Magnaporthales; Pyriculariaceae. Bases 1 to 1152 code for a protein of 383 amino acids.
AUGCCGAUUGUCGACCUGCUUGCUUCGAUCACAGGCGAAAAGCCGAAACCAGCCGAACCGUCGAAAAUCAACAUAAAUCCAAAGAGGAAGGCCGACGAUGAUCUACGAAACGGCGGUGACAAGUUGGCACGGACGACGGCGUCUACAGCCUCCAGAAAGGUCCCUGUGACAACCUCUCGCCCUGCUACCGCCGCUGCUUCUCCCUCGGUCGCGUCGAAUCCGCGACCAGCAUAUCAAGGCACAUCCGACCCGAACAGAAGGACGCCCGGGUCUGCUGCCAGGAGUUCGGCAAAUCUCGGUCAGGGCACAGCGUCAGGCCAAAAAUCAAGGCCAACACCGGGAUCAGCAAGACCGGUUGCUUCGGUCGCCGCCCCGAAAACAGCCCCCAAAAAGGGCUCUUUUGCUGAGAUCAUGGCACGUGCGGCAAAGGCGCAGCAGAGCCAGGGACCCAUUGGGAAAAUUCAACAUAAAGCAGUGGAGAAACCACCACUGAAUCGUCAAAGAGCAGAUCCAAAGUCAGAUGCCACACGCGGUCCAGCAACCAACGGAAGGGAUGGCGGCAGGGGCGGGGCGGUUGCACAGAAAGGCAGAACAGCAGGGCCAUCCGCCACAAGGAACGGAGAUAAAACCAACGGAAGGAUACGAAGUCCUGGCGCACCGGUAACAAGGCCUGCGCCUAAUGUCAAGAAGGAAUCAGCAGUGGCUACAGAGGCGAAAAAGAUCAAGAAGGCAGCAGUGGCAACCACAGGGUAUCAGGGCACCGCUCGACCAAAGCCUAAUGGGGCAAAGAAGCCUGGGCAAGUUUCCACAAGCUCACGAAAUGCUGAUCAUCGCACGGCUGGUGUCAGUGGUUCAAGGGGUUACCGGUCUCGCCAAAGCCGCCAUUACGAGGACGACGACGAUAUGGAUGAUUUUAUCGACUACGACGACGAGGAAGACGAGAUCGGUUACGGGAGACCUCAAUAUGCCGACGCCUCUGAUGAUGAAUCCGAUAUGGAGGCUGGCAUUUCAGACAUUGACGAGGAAGAGCACAGAGCAGAGAUACUGGGUCGUCGCGAGGACCGCGAACAGGAAGCCCUAGAGCAGAGACUCAAGCUCGCUAAAGAGGAACGGAAACAACGACUCCUGGAAUCCAUGUCAAGGCGGCGAUAG